Messenger RNA from Polyodon spathula (Mississippi paddlefish), 2256 nucleotides. Its product is annotated as mucin-1. The record is from RefSeq and is a predicted model, not a curated record. The coding region runs from base 1 to 2256 and encodes 751 amino acids. NCBI's taxonomy places the organism in Eukaryota, Metazoa, Chordata, Actinopteri, Acipenseriformes, Polyodontidae. The transcript has 2 exons.
AUGGUGGAGUCCACCUGGGGGAACUGUACCAGCCCUACCGCCUCUGCACCUUCCAUGGAGGCACGUGCGGCCGCGCGCUUGGUCACACUGGACGGUGAGGCCAGGUGUUGCCAGGAGGAUUUGACCUUCUCCAAAAAGUCUGGCCUGGACACUCUGCAGCACAGCCCGGGUUCACAGCUCACCCCCCUCACACCGGCUCUCCACAGCCAGGACACUCUGCAGCACAGCCCGGGUUCACAGCUCACCCCCCUCACACCGGCUCUCCACAGCCAGGACACUCUGCAGCACAGCCCGGGUUCACAGCUGCACCCCCUCACACCGGCUCUCCACAGCCAGGACACUCUGCAGCACAGCCCGGGUUCACAGCUCACCCCCUCACACCGGCUCUCCACAGCCAGGACACUCUGCAGCACAGCCCGGGUUCACAGCUCACCCCCUCACACCGGCUCUCCACAGCCAGGACACUCUGCAGCACAGCCCGGGUUCACAGCUCACCCCCCUCACACCGGCUCUCCACAGCCAGGACACUCUGCAGCACAGCCCGGGUUCACAGCUCACCCCCUCACACCGGCUCUCCACAGCCAGGACACUCUGCAGCACAGCCCGGGUUCACAGCUCACCCCCUCACACCGGCUCUCCACAGCCAGGACACUCUGCAGCACAGCCCGGGUUCACAGCUCACCCCCUCACACCGGCUCUCCACAGCCAGGACACUCUGCAGCACAGCCCGGGUUCACAGCUCACCCCCUCACACCGGCUCUCCACAGCCAGGACACUCUGCAGCACAGCCCGGGUUCACAGCUCACCCCCCUCACACCGGCUCUCCACAGCCAGGACACUCUGCAGCACAGCCCGGGUUCACAGCUCACCCCCUCACACCGGCUCUCCACAGCCAGGACACUCUGCAGCACAGCCCGGGUUCACAGCUCACCCCCUCACACCGGCUCUCCACAGCCAGGACACUCUGCAGCACAGCCCGGGUUCACAGCUCACCCCCUCACACCGGCUCUCCACAGCCAGGACACUCUGCAGCACAGCCCGGGUUCACAGCUCACCCCCUCACACCGGCUCUCCACAGCCAGGACACUCUGCAGCACAGCCCGGGUUCACAGCUCACCCCCUCACACCGGCUCUCCACAGCCAGGACACUCUGCAGCACAGCCCGGGUUCACAGCUCACCCCCUCACACCGGCUCUCCACAGCCAGGACACUCUGCAGCACAGCCCGGGUUCACAGCUCACCCCCUCACACCGGCUCUCCACAGCCAGGACACUCUGCAGCACAGCCCGGGUUCACAGCUCACCCCCUCACACCGGCUCUCCACAGCCAGGGCACUCUGCAGCACAGCCCGGGUUCACAGCUGCACCCCCUCACACCGGCUCUCCACAGCCAGGACACUCUGCAGCACAGCCCGGGUUCACAGCUGCACCCCCUCACACCGGCUCUCCACAGCCAGGACACUCUGCAGCACAGCCCGGGUUCACAGCUCACCCCCCUCACACCGGCUCUCCACAGCCAGGACACUCUGCAGCACAGCCCGGGUUCACAGCUCACCCCCUCACACCGGCUCUCCACAGCCAGGACACUCUGCAGCACAGCCCGGGUUCACAGCUGCACCCCCUCACACCGGCUCUCCACAGCCAGGACACUCUGCAGCACAGCCCGGGUUCACAGCUGCACCCCCUCACACCGGCUCUCCACAGCCAGGACACUCUGCAGCACAGCCCGGGUUCACAGCUGCACCCCCUCACACCGGCUCUCCACAGCCAGGACACUCUGCAGCACAGCCCGGGUUCACAGCUCACCCCCUCACACCGGCUCUCCACAGCCAGGACACUCUGCAGCACAGCCCGGGUUCACAGCUGCACCCCCUCACACCGGCUCUCCACAGCCAGGACACUCUGCAGCACAGCCCGGGUUCACAGCUGCACCCCCUCACACCGGCUCUCCACAGCCAGGACACUCUGCAGCACAGCCCGGGUUCACAGCUCACCCCCCUCACACCGGCUCUCCACAGCCAGGACACCCUGCAGCACAGCCCGGGUUCACAGCUGCACCCCCCUCACACCGGCUCUCCACAGCCAGGACACUCUGCAGCACAGCCCGGGUUCACAGCUGCACCCCCCUCACACCGGCUCUCCACAGCCAGGACACUCUGCAGCACAGCCCGGGUUCACAGCUCAGCCCCCUCACACCGGCUCUCCACAGCCAGGACACUCUGCAGCACAGCCCGGGUUCACAGCUGCACUCCAUUAA